CGGGGCAUUAACCCAAUCCCCUCACCGAGUCCUGCCACUUCAAUCUGCGGCUCCCAUGUGUACGGAUGUGAGGAGAAGCAAUGUAGUGAACGGUGUAAACAGAACAUUUAAUCAGAAAUGAUCAAACACGUUUUCCUAACAGGACCUCCGGGUAACUAUAAAACAAACUUCUUGAAACGCAUGGCACGGUUUAGUUGUUCAGAAACGCUGUGAAGUUGUGACUGCUGCUAGCUAACUAGCUACGCUAGUUUCAGAAAUGAUGCCACACAAUACAAUGUAGCUAACAGCAGUAGUUCAGCUAAUAGCUAAAACAAUUUGUAAACUGAAGCUUGAGUCUCCUGAUUUAUUUUGAAAGUAGCAGGUCGACUCUGACCGUGCACAUUUUCGAAAGUUAGCGAGCUACAAUGUUAUCUGACGCCUCGGUCACACCGACAGUGUUUUUGCAUUUUGGUUCACCAGCGGUACAUUCAUAUCCACUUGAGCGCUGCGUUUCCUUCCAGCAUGGUGUUGGAGAGGCGGUUGCGUUUCCUUCCAGCAUGGUGUUGGAGAGGCGGCUGCGUUUCCUUCCAGCAUGGUGUUGGAGAGGCGGUUGCGUUUCCUUCCAGCAUGGUGUUGGAGAGGUGGCUGCGUUUCCUUCCAGCAUGGUGUUGGAGAGGCGGCUGCGUUUCCUUCCAGCAUGGUGUUGGAGAGGCGGCUGCGUUUCCUUCCAGCAUGGUGUUGGAGAGGUGGCUGCGUUUCCUUCCAGCAUGGUGUUGGAGAGGCGGCUGCGUUUCCUUCCAGCAUGGUGUUGGAGAGGCGGUUGCGUUUCCUUCCAGCAUGGUGUUGGAGAGGCGGUGCGUUUCCUUCCAGCAUGGUGUUGGAGAGGCGGUUGCGUUUCCUUCCAGCAUGGUGUUGGAGAGGCGGUUGCGUUUCCUUCCAGCAUGGUGUUGGAGAGGCGGCUGCGUUUCCUUCCAGCAUGGUGUUGGAGAGGCGGUGCGUUUCCUUCCAGCAUGGUGUUGGAGAGGCGGCUGCGUUUCCUUCCAGCAUGGUGUUGGAGAGGGGCUGCGUUUCCUUCCAGCAUGGUGUUGGAGAGGCGGCUGCGUUUCCUUCCAGCAUGGUGUUGGAGAGGCGGUUGCGUUUCCUUCCAGCAUGGUGUUGGAGAGGCGGCUGCGUUUCCUUCCAGCAUGGUGUUGGAGAGGCGGUUGCGUUUCCUUCCAGCAUGGUGUUGGAGAGGUGGCUGCGUUUCCUUCCAGCAUGGUGUUGGAGAGGCGGCUGCGUUUCCUUCCAGCAUGGUGUUGGAGAGGCGGUUGCGUUUCCUUCCAGCAUGGUGUUGGAGAGGCGGUUGCGUUUCCUUCCAGCAUGGUGUUGGAUAGGCGGUUGCGUUGCGGUCUGUGGUGCAGAGGUUGGAUUUAUCGAACGUAUGCGUGAAACUGUAUGUAUAGACGGUUUGACAGAAAUGGUAGCAGAAGGUGAAUGAUAUACUUUGUUGCACACAUAUCCAGAUGCUAUGUCUAGUAUACGCUAGUACACACUAGCUCGAGUACUACAUUAGCUAGCUAGUACACACUAGCUCUAGUACUACAUUAGCUAGCUAGUACACACUAGCUCUAGUACUACAUUAGCUAGCUAGUACACACUAGCUCUAGUACUACAUUAGCUAGCUAGUACACACUAGCUCAAGUACUACAUUAGCUAGCUAGUACACACUAGCUCUAGUACUACAUUAGCUAGCUAGUACACACUAGCUCGAGUACUACAUUAGCUAGCUAGUACACACUAGCUCUAGUACUACAUUAGCUAGCUAGUACACACUAGCUCUAGUACUACAUUAGCUAGCUAGUACACACUAGCUCUAGUACUACAUUAGCUAGCUAGUACACACUAGCUCGAGUACUACAUUAGCUAGCUAGUACACACUAGCUCGAGUACUACAUUAGCUAGCUAGUACACACUAGCUCGAGUACUACAUUAGCUAGCUAGUACACACUAGCUCUAGUACUACAUUAGCUAGCUAGUACACACUAGCUCUAGUACUACAUUAGCUAGCUAGUACACACUAGCUCUAGUACUACAUUAGCUAGCUAGUACACCCUAGCUCUAGUACUACAUUAGCUAGCUAGUACACCCUAGCUCUAGUACUACAUUAGCUAGCUAGUACACACUAGCUCUAGUACUACAUUAGCUAGCUAGCACACACUAGCUCUAGUAAUACAUUAGCUAGCUAGUACACACUAGCUCUAGUACUACAUUAGCUAGCUAGCACACACUAGCUCUAGUAAUACAUUAGCUAGCUAGCACACACUAGCUCUAGUACUACAUUAGCUAGCUAGCACACACUAGCUCUAGUACUACAUUAGCUAGCUAGUACACACUAGCUCUAGUACUACAUUAGCUAGCUAGCACACACUAGCUCUAGUACCACGCUAGCUAGUACACACUAGUUCUAGUAUACGCUAGUACACGCUAGCUAGUACCUCGCAUCUAAUUAUAAAUGUAAUUUCACCACCCGUGCUGUUUUUGUGUGGUAACACACCAUCCUCUAUGGCACUAUUCGUGUCUCAUCUCAUAUGCCUCACAGCGUCUGUGGCGUGAGAAGGUAUCUGCUGGAGCCAGACCCUAUUGGAGAUAACAGAGAGGAAGAGGCGAGGCAAGAGGUUUGGCUCCACCAAAAAUAAGCCCACGAAUUGAGGAAUGUUUGUGUGGAGGUUGAUGAGUGUGAAAUUUGGUCAACAAAAAGUUGAAUUGCUAAUUUGAUACGUGAGGCUUAUUAGAUCUAAUAUACGUUUUGUAGUGGUUCACUUGUUACGAAUGCACUGCUAUAAGUGGACGCACGUGGCAUUUCGACAACUAAAAAAAAUAUAAUAUAACCUUAUCAAAGUUGUGCCUAUUGCAUAGAAAUUGGUAGGGGACUCAUCAUGGAUAUAACCGGUUUUAGCAUGGCCAUUGAGUGCGUCCACCAUUUGAAAGUAGUCCGCUGGAUGGGGAUUCCUAGGAAUUGGGUCCUCAUGCUGUCACAGACGCUAUACUGCCAUAGAUACAAAGAUGAGUCCUCUAUCUAUCUCAAUGGCCUGUUCAUGUGUGUAUCUGCCCUCUCAUUGGCUAGAAUGGUCCCACCUGAUCUCUCCUCCUCCCGCCUGCCUUCCAUCUUUGAGGACAUGUAUUUCCAUUGUUAGAGUGGUCAAUCAAGUCUUGUCAAUAUAAUAGACAAUCGUUGGAUGAACUGAGGAGCUGAUUAACAAUGGGCUUUGUUGUCCACAGAGCUGAACACCGGGCUGUCAAGCUCACACCUAUUCCUGUCUUUUGAUUGGUGCAUGCAUCUCGUUAUUUGAAUACUUUUUUUUGAAUAUUCGUUGACAUUCGCCUUUAUUGUACUCAAUGGCGAGCGAGUUGCUAGCCUAAUGAAUAUUCAUAGACGUCUCGAUUUUCAACAGGGACAACUCUGUGUUUUUUCUCAAAGUUGCCUGGAUGUCACGUGCAUCACACUUAUAUCCGUAGCCUACACUCGUAACAACCUCAGCAUUACGCAACUUAUAUUAGAUCAAAUACGCCUCAAGUAUUGAAAUGGCUAAUAAGUUUCAAUUUGGCUAAAUUUGGCACUCAUUGCCCCCCAUACAAAAUCCCCUCACUUGCUUAAUACUUAAUGAUCUGCUUAACAUGGACAUAUUUUGGGUGUAGUAAACCCUCUCUCUUCGCCUCUUCCUCUCUGGUGUAUCCCGGUUUCCACUGGAUAACGGUCAGAUUCCAAAGCCUCAAAGUUGGCUACAAAGGUUUGCUUUUUGUUCUUCAUUUAAGGUUAGGCAUAAGGUUAGCAGUAUGGUUAGGCAUAAGGUUAGCAGUAUGGUUAGGGAGGGUUUUAUUCAGAGUUAUGACUUUGUGGCUGUGUUAACUAGUGACCACCGUGUGUCCCAGGCAGUUCCUCCGUAAGUGAAUGGGUGUGACCUCCGCCAAAUAAUAACAUAACAACUCUGUUCAUGAGUCAAUACUUUGCAUUAUGAUAAAAUGUUACAUUUCUGUUGAUAGUCAUGGUUUGAAGGCCCCAACAAGACAAACGGCUUCAUUUUGGAUAUGCCAUGACCCUCUUCUAUUGUGAAGGUGUGGGGAAGACCACCCUGGUCCAGAAGGCCUGUGACAUCAUCGUGUCUUCAGGUGUGUCUGUGGAGGGCUUCUACACCCAGGAGGUCAGGGAGGGGGGGCGCAGGGUCGGUUUCGACGUUGUCACUGUGACCGGACAGCGGGGGCUCUUGUCCAGAGUCAGGUAGGCUUCAGUCAGGUGUCAAUAUUUUUUACGUAAUCAACCAAAAUGGUCGACCUAUUUCUGUAAGGGCCUGUUUCCCAGACAGAUGAAGCCUAGUUUAGGACCAAAAAGCAUUUUUAAAAUUCUCAAUUGUUUACUCUGUAGUCCAGGACUAGGCUUCGUCUGGGAAACUGGCCCCUACAUGUUAAGUCAUGUGUUUUUCUUUGCUGUCUUUGUUCUGUUCAGAGAGAAGUCUGUAGCUUCACAUGGAGGGAAGCAGUACACUGUCGGACAGUAUGUAGUGGAUGUACCUUCGUUUGAGAACCUGGCUCUACCUCUCUUCAGAAACGUACGUUAUUAUUGCACUAUUUAGCAGAGCAGUGUUUUUCCUCAUAUGUCAGGGCUGUGAUCCAUGUUUUUCCUCAUAUGUCAGGGCUGUGAUCAGUGUUUUUCCUCAUAUGUCAGGGCUGUGAUCAGUGUUUUUCCUCAUAUGUCAGGGCUGUGAUCCAUGUUUUUCCUCAUGUCAGGGCUGUGAUCAGUGUUUUUCCUCAUAUGUCAGGGCUGUGAUCCAUGUUUUUCCUCAUAUGUCAGGGCUGUGAUCAGUGUUUUUCCUCAUAUGUCAGGGCUGUGAUCCAUGUUUUUCCUCAUAUGUCAGGGCUGUGAUCAGUGUUUUUCCUCAUAUGUCAGGGCUGUGAUCCAUGUUUUUCCUCAUAUGUCAGGGCUGUGAUCCAUGUUUUUCCUCAUAUGUCAGGGCUGUGAUCAGUGUUUUUCCUCAUAUGUCAGGGCUGUGAUCCAUGUUUUUCCUCAUAUGUCAGGGCUGUGAUCCAUGUUUUUCCUCAUAUGUCAGGGCUGUGAUCAGUGUUUUUCCUCAUGUCAGGGCUGUGAUAUUCUCACUUGAUGGCAAUUCCAGCAUUACGUUUUUACUGUUCAUGGAGCUGCCUGGCUGUCAGGUUCUGAUUGAUAACCUAUCAAUGAGCCUGGUGUUCCUGCAGCCUUGCACAGUUGCACACAUGCGUGGCUGGGCUGCUCACCUACACUACAUGACCAGAAGUAUGUGGACACCUGCUCGUCAAACAUCUCAUUCCAAAAUCAUGGGCAUUAAUAUGGCGUUGGUCCCCCCUUUGCUGCUAUAACAGCCUCCACUCUUCUGGGAAGGCUUUCCACUAGAUGUUGGAACAUUGCUGUGGGGACUUGCUUCCGUUCAGCCACAAGAGCAUUAGUGAGGUGUGGGGCACUGAUGUUGGGUGAUUAGGCCUGGCUCGCAGUCGGGGUUCACUGGAACUAAGGGGCCUAGCCCGAACCAUGAAAAACAGCCCCAGACCAUUAUCCCUCCUCCACCAAACUUUACAGUUGACACUAUGCAUUGGGGCAGGUAGCGUUCUCCUGGCAUCCGCCAAACUCAGAUUAGUCCCUUGGACUGCCAGAUGGUGAAGUGUGACUCAUCACUCCAGAGAACUUCCACUGCUCCAGAGUCCAAUGGUGGCGAGCUUUACACCACUCCAGCCGACGCUUGGCAUUGCGCAUGGUGAUCUUAGGCUUGUAUGUGGCUGCUCGGCCAUGGAAACCCAUUUCAUGAAGCUCCCGACAGUUAUUGUGCUGACGUUGCUUCCAGAGGCAGUUUGGAACUCGGUAGUGAGGGUUGCAACCGAGGACAGACGAUUUUUACACGCUACGCAUUUCAGCACUUGGUGGUCGCGUUUUGUGAGCUUGGCCUACCACUUCGCGGCUGAGCCGUUGUUGCUCCUAGAUGCUUCCACUUCACAAUAACAGCACUUACAGUUGACCGGGGCAGCUCUAGCAGGGCAGACAUUGGACGAACUGACUUGUUGGAAAGGUGGCAUCCUAUGAUGGUGCCACGUUGAAAGUCACUGAGCUCUUCAGUACGGGCCAUUCUACUGCCAAUGUUUGUCUAUGGACAUUGCAUGGCUGUGUGCUCGAUUUUAUACACCUGUCAGCAACGGGUGUGGCUGAAAUAGCCGAAUCCACUAAUUUGAAGGGGUGUCCACAUACUUUUAUGUAUGUGUGUGUAUAUAGUGUAUACCAUGGUCUAAGCCGUAGUAGUAGUAGUAGUAGUAGUAGUAGUAGUAGUAGUAGUAGUAGUAGCAGUAGCAGUAGUAGUAGUAGCAGUAGUAGCAGUAGUGGUAGUGGUGGUAGUAGUAGUAGUAGUAGUGGUAGUAGUGAUAGUAGAACUGCAGCAGUAUAUCAACCAUUCAGUCUGUUUUUUGUUUUGAGUGAUGUUGUCUCUAACCUCUCCAUCUCUAUGUUUAGCUUGAGUCUUCAUGCAGUAGCAACCGUCAGCUGUUUAUCAUAGAUGAGGUUGGUAAAAUGGAGCUGUUCAGCCAGCCAUUCAUCAGGUCUGUCAGACGGACCCUGGACUCUCCAGUCUUCUCAGUGCUGGGGACUAUACCCCUCCCUUCAGGAAAACCACUGGGUUUAGUGGAGGAGAUACGGACCAGGACGGACGUCACAGUCUUCACUGUGAGUACAUGCGUGCUCGCACACACACAAAUAAUCUCUUUCUAUCUAUCUAAUCUUACCUCCCUCAUUGUAGGGACGUCAAAUGUUCAACCUACUGCACAGACUGGGUCAGUUGUUCUUGGGAGCAGUUUUACCCUCACCAUGGUUACAGUAGGAGUAAAUAGAACCAGGUUUCCAUUCAACCUUUAGAUCAUUAUCCAGAGCCACUUACAGUAGUGAGUGUGGAUAUUUUCAUAUUGGUCCCCCGUGGGAAUCGAACCCACAACCCUGGCUUUGCAAGCGCCAUGCUCUACCAACUGAGUGACACGGGACGGUAUGUGAGUUGAGUACAUAUCUGAUAACAUAUGUCACGACAGGCCUGAUGCAAACAGCAAAUUUGACGGUCAAAUGUUGACAAAACAAAGUAUGUUAGACAAGGUGGGAUCUUUUUGUGUCUGUAAAAUUUAAUUAUGCAAGAAAUGUGGAAAUGCUUUAAUGUGCAGAUAUUGAUGUAAUACACAUCAUAUCAAAGUAAAGUUGGAGUCAGGCGACGACGUCCUCCCACUACGACUCCUCGGGAUAGCAGUUUAUUAGGCUACAGAUGAGCUUCACAGGGUGGUGAAAGUGCACGGUGAUGAGCUUGGUGCUCCUUUCCAAUAAAUAUUGAGGGUCUUAUUCUGGUGACAUGAUAAUCGAUGCUUUGACAAAAUAAAAAAGAAUCUCACUCGUGUCCAUAAUAAUCUCAUCAUGUAGGAUAUACAGUCUCUCUAGCCAACAGCGGGCAGAGAGCGCACGUGCCAAUAACGGAGUGGGCACACUCGCUAUAUAACGCCAGUUGGCAAUGUGAUGGAAACCCAUUGAACUUGUAUUGUUUAUUCGGUACGUGGGAAUUUAACCACCGACGGCAUUUCAUGUGUUCUACAUCAUCACGCUCAGCCUUUUAUCUGCAUCAUGUCAAUUUGAUGGAAACUUCUCUGGUGGGAAAAGUUGCAUAUUGUUUUUAAUGUGGAUUUUAGAAUGUUUGCAUGACAAUUCUGUCGCCAAUUGGAACCUAGCUAGUGUGCUACAUUUACUAUCAUAUAUUCAUCUUGAAUUACUUUGACAUAUUUAAUUAUGUUUAGAGAUGUUUAGAGUGGGCGGUAUCCAGAUUUUCUUACUGUUAUACCGUUUCUGUACCAUACCGGGGUAUACGAUAUUACCGAAUGUGCACACAAGGGGGUGCUAUUUAAACAUUUUUAUUAUAAUAAUUAUGCAUAAAACAAUUUAGGCAACAGGGAAUCUUGGCGGAUGCCAUUAUCCUUUUACCGUAUAACAUGGUGGAUACCGUUAUUCUUUUACCAUAUAGCAUGGUGGAUACCGUUAUCCUUUUACCGUAUAGCAUGGUGGAUACCGUUAUCCUUUUACCAUAUAGCAUUGUGGGGAUUAAACAGGAAAUCAUGCAUGACUAAACCAGAUCUAACACUGUUACUAUCACUAACAUUGUUCCUGAUGGAUGGAACCAGAUCUAACACUGUUACUAUCACUAACAUUGUUCCUGAUGGAUGGAACCAGAUCUAACACUGUUACUAUCACUAACAUUGUUCCUGAUGGAUGGAACCAGAUCUAUAUUAGUGAUAUUUGCAGCAUUAGAUCUGGUUCCAUCCAUCAGGAACACUGUGCUCUUCCUGCCAUGAUUUUGUAUGUUUUCCCACUGACAAAGACAUGAUCAGUCUAUAAUUUUAAUGGUAGGUUUAUUUGAACAGUGAGAGACAGAAUAACAAAAAAAUAAUCCAGAAAAACGCAUGUCAAAAUUUUAUAAAUUGAUUUGCAUUUUAAUGGGGGAAAUAAGUAUUUGACCCCUCUGCAAAACAUGACUUAGUACUUGGUGGCAAAACCCUUGUUGGCAAUCACAGAGGUCAGGGAUUUUGUCCCACUCCUCUUUGCAGAUCUUCUCCAAGUCAUUAAGGUUUCAAGGCUGACGUUUGGCAACUCGAACCUUCAGCUCCCUCCACAGAUUUUCUAUGGGAUUAAGGUCUGGAGACUGGCUAGGCCACUCCAGGACCUUAAUGUGCUUCUUCUUGAGCCCAUCCUUUGUUGCCUUGGCCGUGUGUUUUGGGUCAUUGUCAUGCUGGAAUACCCAUCCACGACCCAUUUUCAAUGCCCUGGCUGAGGGAAGGAGGUUCUCACCCAAAAUUUGACGGUACAUGGCCCCGUCCAUCGUCCCUUUGAUACGGUGAAGUUGUCCUGUCCCCUUAGCAGAAUAACACCCCCAAAGCAUAAUGUUUCCACCUCCAUGUUUGACGGUGGGGAUGGUGUUCUUGGGGUCAUAGGCAGCAUUCCUCCUCCUCCAAACACGGCGAGUUGAGUUGAUGGCAAAGAGCUCCAUUUUGGUCUCAUCUGACCACAACACUUUCACCCAGUUCUCCUCUGAAUCAUUCAGAUGUUCAUUGGCAAACUUCAGACGGCCCUGAAUAUGUGCUUUCUUGAGCAGGGGGACCUUGCGGGCGCUGCAGGAUUUCAGUCCUUCACAGCAUAGUGUGUUACCAAUUGUUUUCUUGGUGACUAUGGUCCCAGCUGCCUUGAGAUCAUUGACAAGAUCCUCCCGUGUAGUUCUGGGCUGAUUCCUCACCGUUCUCAUGAUCAUUGCAACUCCACGAGGUGAGAUCUUGCAUGGAGCCCCAGGCCGAGGGAGAUUGACAGUUAUUUUGUGUUUCUUCCAUUUGCGAAUAAUCGCACCAACUGUUGUCACCUUCUCACCAAGCUGCUUGGUGAUGGUCUUGUAGCCCAUUCCAGCCUUGUGUAGGUCUACAAUCUUGUCCCUGACAUCCUUGGAGAGCUCUUUGGUCUUGGCCACGGUGGAGAGUUUGGGAUCUGAUUGAUUGAUUGCUUCUGUGGACAGGUGUCUUUUAUAUAAAGGUAACAAACUGAGAUUAGGAGCACUCCCUUUAAGAGUGUGCUCCUAAUCUCAGCUCGUUACCUGUAUAAAAGACACCUGGGAGCCAGAAAUCUUUCUGAUUGAGAGGGGGUCAAAUACUUAUUUCCCUCAUUAAAAUGCAAAUCAAUUUAUAACAUUUUUGACAUGCGUUUUUCUGGAUUUUGUUGUUGUUAUUCUGUCUCUCACUGUUCAAAUAAACCUACCAUUUAAAAUUAUAGACUGAUAAUUUCUUUGUCAGAGGGCAAAUGUACAAAAUCAGCAGGGGAUCAAAUACUUUUUUCCCUCACUGUAUCUCUUAAAGAUCUUUGGUCUGUGUGUUUCUCCCCAUCUCUCUCUCUCCCCAUUUCCCCCUCUCUCUCUCGCUCUGGCUCUCGCUCAGGUCACCAAGGAGAACAGAGAUGUUAUAUUACAAGAGGUUGUGUCAGCGCUACAGGACUGUUUAAGGAAAGUGCCUAAGUAGGUGGAAGUUAUCAAAGAUCAGUGGAACAACAUGGAGGGUCUUAAAACACAGCAGCACUCUGAACUAGACCCACCCCUGAUGAACUAGACCGACCCCUGAUGAAACUAGACCGACCCCUGAUGAAACUAGACCCACCCCUGAUGAAACUAGACCGACCCCUGAUGAAACUAGACCGACCCCUGAUGAAACUAGACCGACCCCUGAUGAAACUAGACCCACCCCUGAUGAAACUAGACCCACCCCUGAUGAAACUAGACCGACCCCUGAUGAACUAG
This is a messenger RNA of Coregonus sp. 'balchen', 10319 nucleotides long. The record is from the annotation of a GenBank genome assembly. Lineage: Eukaryota; Metazoa; Chordata; Actinopteri; Salmoniformes; Salmonidae.